UUUUUAAGAGAAAAGCCAGGACGGCAGCGGAGCAGGACCCUGAGCGGUGCUCUCUGUGCUGAGCGGCGGGACGCGCUGUGGAGCUGAAGCCAACAUGAGCGAGCGACAAGGAACUGGAGCAACCAAUGGAAAAGACAAGACAUCGGGAGAAAAUGAUGGCCAGAAGAAAGUCCAGGAGGAGUUCGACAUUGACAUGGAUGCACCAGAGACAGAGCGGGCGGCGGUGGCCAUCCAGUCCCAGUUCAGGAAGUUCCAGAAGAAGAAAGCUGGGUCUCAGUCCUAGCGGGGAGAGCCCCUUCCUAGUUCACCCAGAGACCCUGAGUCCAACCGUCACCUGUUGAGAAAUUAAAAGCAUACCACCGUACAGAGAAGUCAUCCACACACCAUGCACACACGCACUGCAAGCCCAAGAUGCAUGUACAGAAACCAUACUAUUUAGCCCCUCCUCGGCAGGGGCAGGCAAUGAAGUCGUGAGUAGCUUAAUCUCUGUGUUUAUCUCCAUGACCUUCCCCCGACCCCGCAUCCACUUUCCUUGAUGUUGUAAUAAAACAGAGUUAAACGAGUGA
This is a messenger RNA of Chinchilla lanigera (long-tailed chinchilla), 566 nucleotides long. RefSeq names its product Purkinje cell protein 4 (gene Pcp4). Gene Ontology annotation, cellular component: cytoplasm. Lineage: Eukaryota; Metazoa; Chordata; Mammalia; Rodentia; Chinchillidae. Gene Ontology annotation, molecular function: calcium ion binding; calmodulin binding. The transcript has 3 exons. The record is from RefSeq and is a predicted model, not a curated record. The coding region runs from base 95 to 283 and encodes 62 amino acids.